This is a messenger RNA of Drosophila bipectinata, 995 nucleotides long. RefSeq lists its product as uncharacterized. The record is from RefSeq and is a predicted model, not a curated record. NCBI's taxonomy places the organism in Eukaryota, Metazoa, Arthropoda, Insecta, Diptera, Drosophilidae.
AACGGUUUCGGUUUCGGUAUCGGUUUCGAUUUUCAAUUUAAGUUUCGUUUUCUAGCCGAGGGCUAGAGCCGUGAUUUUUUUCAUUGACAAUGUUGCGUUUGUCCAGUUCCACAUAUAGUUCCAUAUGCCUUCUUGUCUUCUUGAACUUCGUGUGGUUGCUUUUUCUGACGACGCCAACAGUCUACGCCAGGCCAGCUGAAUCCGCUCCUGGAAAUGGGAUGCGGCAUAUCACCAGCUUCGUUAGCCAAAAUAAGAAUAAUUAUCCUCGGCAGGAGUUCGAUUUCGAGCAAAAUGAGGCAGAGACCAGUAAUUCCGUGAAGGUCCAACAGUUAUUCCUUGGUUUGUUGAAAUUGCCCGAAAAGGCAAAUGCCAGUGUCGAUUUGUCCUUCGACACCGAUGACGAUCCGGCCACUGAGCGAAUUACUCUGGACGACGACCUGGAGCUGAUGGCCAUCGGUGAGCAGCAUGAGGGCUCCACCGAGGCGCCCGAUACCUGGAACCGCAUCAAGCUGGCUAUUCCGGUUCUGGAACCGGUGAGACACCUGUUGGCUACGGUUGGCGGUGGUGGGGUUAACAACACCCAUGUGGAGACCAAUCGUCACCGGCUGGUUGGCCACGAAGGAGUCCAUCAUCCGCAUGUCAGUGGAAACGCCAGCUCUUCGGCCAUCGAAACGGAGGAGGACCGUGAGACGGCCAUCGAUAGCACGGGAUUUGAUGUCCUUGAGACUCUGGGAACUGCGGGUACUGUAGUCUGGGGAAUCUUGCAGAAUCUGCGGAAGCUUUUCGCGGCCAGCGCUGGAAAUGCCAGCUCAGUGUCAUCGGGAGGUGGCGGUGGCGGUGGAGCUAACUAGUUGAAAUCCCUUUCGUGGCACGUGUGUUCUGUGAUUAAUAUUAGCCCUAAGUUAAUAGUUUUUCCCACACAUUUGGAACUUACUAAUAAAAUGAACGAAAAAUCGGUUAAUUACGAAAUAAAUAAUAUCGUUGUAAUUAUUUAA